CGAAAUGAACAGAUUAUGAGUUUGGAGAGAGUGAGGGGGUUACUGUCGGUCGGGUUGGUCGGUGGGACAGACCAGCUUGCUUAAUCAGCCAGUGGCUGACUGAACACAGCUAACCUCUGGACCCUUCCAUUGAGCAACAAGGUUGGAGACUGACACAGAGAGAUCAACAGUUUGGUAAACAAAAGAGAGGGAGCCAGGAGAGAAGGACUGGAACAAAGUCAAAGAAAGACAGAGCGGACAGAGCAGAGCAGGAGCAAGAGAGUUGAAUUUGAAAUAGAGGAGAGAAAACUGCAACAGCAAAAAUUUAAGAUUAAAAGUUAAAGAUUGAUAGAAUUAGUGUCAUGGGUGUGGCCACUUAAAGCAGUGAGGCACAAGAGCAGAGACAAAAGCAACUUUUGUCUGGUGGUUAGAGGGGGAGGGUGACAGACUUAGGAAGACAGGGUGGGUCAGAGGUAAAGGGGUCAAGAGAAAGACUGAGAAAGACACAGUGGGAGCCGUUCAAGAAGAGAAGGCCAGAGAACUCACUCACGAGGCAGAGGCAACGGUAUGGAUAGAUAGAAGCUGGCAGACAUAGUAGCUUAUCAAGGGGGAGAGGGGACAGAGAGGACUAGGCUGAGUCACAUACAGGCAGUCGGCAUGGGGAUAAAGGGCAAGGCGGCUUUGGCCAUCGUGGUUCUACUGUUCUUCCUCGGCUCCAUGUGGCUCCAAGGAAGUUUGGAUUACCAGUGGGACUCUUGUCUUAAAGGUUACAUUCAGAUAAACAGUCCUCGCCAUCUGUCCAAUGGCAGUGAGGCUGAUAGUGAUGAGGACGGGGCCAUACUGGAGGUGUGUCCCGGUCAGAAGUUCCAGGUGUCGGAGCUGCUGUCUCACCUGCUGGCUGCGCCGGCACCCACCAACGACGUGCUGCUGCAGCCUUAUCUGGCUAGUUGGGACGAGCUUAUCAAGUUCAUGGAGGCUCUUGGACCGAUGGUUGGACUCAUAUCUCAGGAGAUUGAAGCCAAAACUUCCAUAAUCCGUGACCUGACCCUGCGGGAGGCAGGUAGCAGUGAUGAGGGAGAAGUGGGCCUAGCCUUGGGGUUGGUGUCUGGUACCAGAGCGCAUGGUGGUGGACAGGAGGAGACAGAGGCCUCAGUGGCAGCACCAAGCAGUACCUACCUGUCUUUGCGCUCUAUGAUCCACACUGAGUUGAGCCGGGGCCUGGUAGACUUCCAGCAGAUGACAGAAUCUGGGUGUCGUACCCUGCUCCGGCUGCACCGGGCCCUGUUGUGGCUGCAGGUCUUCCUGGAAAAGCUGGGGGAGGGGCCUGUGGGCGGCCGGCUGCGGAGCCCCUCAGAGCUCUGCCGUGAGGCCUAUCAGCACACCCUGGCCCACCACCACUCCUGGUUUGUACGCAGGGCAGCGGAGAUAGCCUUCAUCGCCAUGCCUGAGCGGAGUUUCUUCUACAGGCUGGUGUGUGUGACGAACCAGGAAGAGGCCAGCGUGGUGCUGAACAGGGUGGUCCGGGCCAUCGGAGAGGUGUAUGACAGAACUCAGGGGGUCCUGGAGGAGCAUGGCAUGCUGGACCUGCCGUAGGAGAAGAGUGGGGGGGGUUCUGUUUCUGAGGGACCAGCCACAUCUGGACAUUACAGUAACACUAUUUUCACACUACUGAGCCGAGCCAGGCUGAGCUGAGCUGUACUGCGCUGGCUAGGUUACGCAUCCGUCAUGGUUGGAAUUAUACUGGUAAGGACAAUGUGAAAAUAGAAUAGCAAAACCAGCACAUUACUGUUCGGGUUUGCAUAAUAGCAUGGUCUUACAGUCUAUCCCCUGGUGCCUUGUUCCAUAUGCUGUACUAUCUUUUAUCAGGUUAAAGUUCACAUGUGUGCAAGACCAAUGAGCUGCUCAAGUAAUCAUGAGUGAGUGCUCUCAACAGAGUUUACCAAAAGGGCCAAUUUGUAUUAGGGGCCAUAUGACCAAAGUGCUGGAGAAAACAAUCAACUGAAGCUAAAUGUCUUCAUUGUACAAUUGAUAAGUCAUUGUUAUGUCCCUGUUUGUCUGUGUGAGAUCACGCACUGGACUUGUUAUGGUUUUGGAAGACCAUAGACUGGUUGAAAAACAAGUAACGUAUCAUGUAUUGUUGUAAAUUCUGAAGAUGUUGCCAAUGUAAUUCCAUAGGUCAGUGAUUGUUGUGUUGUUGUAUGUUGAUGUGUAAUUCAGCAUUGCCAUCAUUGAAUCAAAGGCCAAUCACAAGGCAAAGGACUUUGUCCAUGCCCCACAUCGUGAUUAUGUAAUAAUUUUAUAUGGGAUCAUUUGUGAACAUCUUCUAGGGCUGCUGGACACAUCAGAUGGACUUUAUUCAGGGUUCUCAAAACCACAUUUACAAUGCAGUGAUUCACUGAUCUUAGCUACUGUUGUAGUUAUGGUUUAAGUACGUAUGCAUUACUACAAAAUUGACACUGCAGAAGUAAUAUUUUUGAGUCUGGAUCUGAGUACCUCCUGUACAAUUUUGAGAAUGGAAAUACGUUCUAGACCAGGGAUGGGUGACCUUGAUGGGGGUGGGGGCCACAAAACAUCUGAACUCAUCAUGGGGUGCCACAGUGGCUCCCUGGUCUGCGUGUCGACAUCCAUUCCCAAACAUGCAGUCAGAAACAGCCCUAACCUUUUGGGGGAUCCUAGGUCAAAUCUUCUUAGGGUGUGUGAGCAAAACAGCUAGAGGAGAGAAAGUUUGUUUUAAAGCAAAUUCCCUGCAAUUCUACACAUUUUUCCAUGGGGCAGAGAUACAUUUCUGUUUUAAAGCAAAUUCCCUGCAAUUCUACACAUUUUGUUAUAGCGUUUUUUAAUUUUAUAUAUGAUAGCUGACUUAGUGACUAACAAAAUCCAGUGGGGCCCCCUAGUUGGUAAUUCGACCAUGAUUACUACAAGUUUAGAUAGCUGGCUAGACUAAUUUACCAACCUGAAAUAUGUUAGUUUACAUGGGCUAAUUGAGUGCAUUGAGAGAAACUGAUGAUUUUAUUUGGUUGGAAAUUGAUCCGUGGGCCCCGUUCUAGACCAUCUGAUUGGUCCCAGAAACCAAUGGUUUGGGCCAGAGCCAGAACACAUGUGCAACGUUUUGAAAAUUCGUCUGGCUUUGAUACUCUGAUUGUUUAGAGAUGAUUCAUUAGCUGAUUACUUUGUUUUUUUUUGUAACAGGCUCCAUUUUGAAAACAACACAAAUGACUUCAAUGAUUGCAGCAAAUAUGUCAUGGCGACAAUGUCAUCGGGCCUAACGUUCGUCUCACGCCGAACUGCGCAAGUCCAGGCCGUCUAAUCAAAGGCACUCCUUCGAGAUACAGUUGUUUUUUACAGAAAUUAAAAUGUCAGUUUGACACUAACACGAGGUUGGAGUAAACACGUGUUCAACUGCUUAAGACAUUGGCUCAAAUCUAGGUUGUGCCUUCAGAUUUCGAGAAAAUUAACAACUAAGGAAUAAUUUUUUACUUCUCAAACCCCGGACAUGGUCUGUUUCACAAGCGUUCCCGGAAGUCUCGCAAUGUUGCACCUCUGGGUUUUAGAAACUCUGUGUUUGCAGCAUGACUGAACUAUGUAGCGAACUAGGUCAGCGGAAGAUUUCUGUUAAGAUUCAUCAGGCAAACGUGUUAUAUCCGGGGCUUUUGAUCUUAUGUUGCAGUACUACAGUAUAUCCACCAGAGGUCAUAGUGUACUACACAUGCACAUCAGUUUCACUGAACCCUGAAUGCUAAUAACAGUUCGUGGCAAAGUCAUUUAUAUGAACAUUUGUGACGUAAUACUUCUACACCACAAGAAUUUCUCCUCCCUUCGCUUGGACAUACAUGCUGCGAAUGGCAUAAUGCCACCAUUUUAAGAGAUGUUUCAAUGUAAAACUACAAUGACUUUUUUAACCUACAAAUAUAUAUUUUUAAUAUACUGUCAUUUUAAAAAACGAGUUAGAUGAACCUCUGUCGUACAGUAAUGUUAUGGUUAGAUACAAUAUUUAUAUAUUAUUCAUGAGAUUGAGUAUGGAGUUCCAUAAACAUUUUAAUGGAAAGAGUCCAAACAAGUAUUAUGAGGAAAUUAACUGGGGAUUAAUGAGCACAGCUGGAUGCAAGCCUAAUGUGUGAGAGAGCGGGAAAGCUGGUGCGUGCCUGGUAUAUCAGCCGCUUGCGUUACACUUGAUCACACUAUUUAAACCCACAAAUGCCUCUAAUGCUAUGUAAUCAUUGCUCUCUCUUCCUAUUGUCCUCCACUGGAUCCCAAUCGCAAAAAGGAUAGAUUGGAGGAGGGAGAGAGAGUCAAAUUCUGUAGUAAUCUUGUAGUGGUCAGAGCAGAGUGAAUGCGUCAGAACCACUAUGCCAUAUUAACAACACUCUAGCACAUUUACGUAUCUUGUACUUCUUAUGAAGAAAGUGCAAAAAUGUAGUGGUUUUGGUUGAUUUGUCUCGAGGUUAAUAUUAUACAUUGUAACGCAGGUGAUCUACAGUACGGGCCAAAGUCUUCCAUGAAAGGUAUUUAUGCUCGGGGUACUUGGCUACAUGUCAAAUCCAGAGAUCAGGCUUGGUAGGUGGCCACAGUCUGCCAGAGGAGAGCAGAAAGCAAGAUACAUGAGUGUUGAAGGAGCUGCCUAGGGAUUGUCAUGGUGAAUAAAAUGACAUUAGAUUACAUCCAUCUGCCCGAUGGCACCGCUUGAAUCCCUUACUUCCUCUUUCCCCAGAGCCUCACUCUAUUGGGCAGAUUCAACUUUAUACAAAACCAGUUUGUAUCAGCCAAUCAUUUCGUUUGAUUACUGUUUACGUGUACACAACUGUGAAAGUAUUUGUCCAUUUGACUUGUGAAUGAUUAUGUUACAGGUGUCUCCUUUUACUCAAACUGUCAAAAAUUAGAAUACAUAAACUUCCUCUUAUGUCAGAGUCAUCCUGUAGACUAGAGGGUAUUAUUUCAGACUGUCUCAGACUCCGUCUGUCUGAAUAACUGACUAAAGGAUGGAUGAGCAUAUACAGGCACACUGAAAUGUGAAACAUAAUCUGAGGUGAAAUGAUCGGAAACAAGGGAACAAAAACAGACCUAUCUGGUUGUUUCUGUCAAUCACAUUUAUUGAUUUCUCUAUUUUCUUUUACAAUGAACAUAAGCAAAAAAAUAUAUACAUACAUACAAUAAUAUACAUCCAGCAAAAAAAAUAUAGAAUUAUCAGCCAAUUCAUUUUGGGUGAGAGACUAUCACAAAGUGUUUCAAAGGAGUUCUGCCUUAGAUAAGUUUUUAAUAAACUGUGUGAUUCAAGA
Messenger RNA from Oncorhynchus nerka (sockeye salmon), 5252 nucleotides. It is a transcript of the gene gltpd2b, whose product is annotated as glycolipid transfer protein domain containing 2b. The coding region runs from base 637 to 1572 and encodes 311 amino acids. Gene Ontology annotation, molecular function: lipid transfer activity. The transcript is spliced from 4 exons. Lineage: Eukaryota; Metazoa; Chordata; Actinopteri; Salmoniformes; Salmonidae. The record is from RefSeq and is a predicted model, not a curated record. Gene Ontology annotation, cellular component: cytoplasm. Gene Ontology annotation, biological process: intermembrane lipid transfer.